UUUAUUCAUGCAGGUCCCAGGGACUGCAUUGUAUCUGCAUGUAAAUAGCAUACACUGGAUUUGAUCCUUGUGACCCAAGAGAUGCACUGACAAAGGUGGUCAAUCGUGUACUUUACCCAAAAUCAUUAACGCACAACCCGUCUGACUCCUAGCUUCCAGCACUGGACCGUUCACAAUGAAAGUCCCCCUCAAGAGACAAUUCAAGAUGAGCCUGCUGGAUAUCACCAAGAUCUUCUCCCUGCUCCAGCCCAGAGAAGACGAAGACGGGGACACAGAAAGACAAGAGCUGAGUCUCGCCGUGUCCCAGGACAGCUACCAGCUGUUGGACCUACUGCUGCACCAAGAGAGAUACAAACGGGUCAUCAACAGUAGGAGCGGUUGGGGGGUGCCUGGCACACCCCUGCGCCUAGCGGCCUCCAAGGGCCACGUGCGGUGCGUCAGGGUGCUCCUGGCCCACGGAGCCGAAGUGGACAGCCUGGACGUCAAGGCCCAGACACCGCUGUUUAUUGCCGUCAACAAUGGGCACCUUGACUGCGUGAAGGCCCUCUUGGGUGCGGGCGCCAGUCCUUCCGGGAGCAUUCACAAUAACUGCACUCCCCUGCUCACGGCCGCGCGAGAGGGAGCCCUUGAGAUCCUGCAGGAGCUCUUGUCCCACGGGGCAGAGCCCAACGUCAAAGCCAGGCUCCCGGAGUGGGCGGCCAACUCGGUGGCCUGCUGUGGACCUUUGUACUUGUCCGCAGUCUAUGGCCAUCUGGAGUGCUUCAAGGCCCUCUUGCUGUUCGGGGCUGAGCCCAACUACAACUGCAGGGAUGGAAACAUGAUCGGCCGCAUUAAGCACCCAAAGACCCUCCUGGAAGUCUGCUUGAGGCACGGCUGCAGGGUGGAGUUUGUCAAGCUCCUCAUUGAUUUCGGUGCCAACGUCUACCUGCCUGGCAUCACCCUGGAUAAGAGCUCAGCAAGCCCUGAAGUGCUCCAGCUGUUGGCCAGAGAGAGAGCGUUCCCCAAAUCCUUGAUGUCCCAAUGCAGACUGGCAAUCAGGAGGUUUAUGAAACUGGAAAACCAACCCAAUGCUGUGGAUCAACUGGACAUCCCCCUAGUGCUGCUCAACUACCUCAAACACCAAUUGUAACAGAAGAUGAACGCUGAAUCGCCCAGGGUUACCAAGUCCUGUAACUGGAUAAGAAAAAAAAAAAGAGAGAAACUUCUAAGAAUUGGGAUGCGAGUGUUUGAUGGCCGGUUUGAAUGAAUUUGACGGUGUGUGUGAAAGAAAUACACAGGUACAAUGUG
Molecule: messenger RNA, 1287 nt
Organism: Python bivittatus (Burmese python)
Lineage: Eukaryota; Metazoa; Chordata; Lepidosauria; Squamata; Pythonidae
Source: RefSeq, a predicted model, not a curated record